CACAAACAUUACAGAACCACCUAAACCACCACCAAAAUGUCCACCUCGCACAUUCACCCACCGCCCAUAACUCUGCAAGACCUCCAAGCCUUCCAAGCCAAACACUUCCCCGACCCAAACCUCGCAGCACAAACACCCCUAGCGACCCAUCCCAUGCCCCAAGCUCACACCACCACCAACACCACCACCACCGCCUCCACGCCCGCAGAGCAGUCUUAUUAUGAAGAGGAAAAUGAAGAAGACGGACUAGGCUACUACCCCGACGGGGUCAAACGGACCCUCACGGACGAGCAGAUCCAGAUCUUCCGGCAUAGUGAGAUCCAUGCGCUGUUGCGGCAGAGGGAGUUACGCGAGGAGGCGGAGAGGGAGAGGCGCGAGGAAGAGGAAGAGGACGAAAAGGCGCGCCGUACGGGGAGGGGGGUGGAGCGGCGUGAUGAUGAUGAUGAUGACGGCGGGGAGGAGUGCGGUGGGGAGGUGGUGCUGAAUGUGGCUGUUCCUACACAGGCUGCUGCUGCUGAUGUUAGUGAAAAGGCUGAACCACCUAGACAUGGGAACUCGUCCGCCGGGAAGAAAAGGCCGCGAGAUGAUGGGGAUUCGCUUAUGGAUUAUGGCGAUGCUGGGGGUGGGCAGCAGCAGCAGCAGCACAGUUCUUCUGGAGCCGCGGGACGGGGUGGUUCGUCCUCUGAUCCCUACGCGGAUCCAUCCAGGCGGGCGGCUUUGUUCACUGGGAGAAAGAUUAUUUCCUAUGAUGAUUGAGCUACCUUGAACACUGUGGCAUCAAAUCAUGUUCGUCCGCUUUAGGGGCUCCUUGGGGGAAGCAAUCAGCUCUUGUUGGGCUUGUCAAAGCUGGCUUAUAAGGAAUGACUCCAAUCAUUCUGGCUAUACACUCACAACACAGCCAUCACAAACAAUAUGGCAU
Aspergillus uvarum CBS 121591 is the source of this 919-nucleotide messenger RNA. RefSeq lists its product as uncharacterized. The record is from RefSeq and is a predicted model, not a curated record. NCBI's taxonomy places the organism in Eukaryota, Fungi, Ascomycota, Eurotiomycetes, Eurotiales, Aspergillaceae. The transcript has 3 exons. Bases 37 to 756 code for a protein of 239 amino acids.